Molecule: messenger RNA, 737 nt
Organism: Ylistrum balloti
Lineage: Eukaryota; Metazoa; Mollusca; Bivalvia; Pectinida; Pectinidae
Exons: 8
Coding region: 12-641 (209 amino acids)
Source: RefSeq, a predicted model, not a curated record
GCCUGUUGAAGAUGUCUGAUGUUGGAGAAGCCCGACAAACACAUGGAAUCUCUGAAGAGCAAAGGAAAGAAUUAACAGCACUUGUAAAUUGUAUGCGAGAAGGAUAUCUAUUGAAAUGUGCAUCUAUAUCAAUAGGAAUGUAUACAUUUUUUGAAGUACGAAAGCGAAGAGGGUUUAAUAACAGACAUUGGCUGCUAAAUGGAUUGAUGGCUGGACUUAGUGGGAUGAUUUUAGGCAGAUGGUUGAGGUUCCAAGAGUGCAAAGAAAUGGCAAGACAACGCUUUCCUAAUGGCCAGCUGGCUUCUCUCGCGAAAGGAAAAGUCAGACCUGAAAUGAAUGAGCCAACAAACUUCGGACAGAACCCUAAUGAUCAAAGUGAUGAAUGGUCAGGCACUGGCAAUGACAAUACUUCAGAUAGCUGGCAAAAUCAGACAGACACAUCUACCGAAAAUACCUCAGGAUCCGAAGGAUUGACAAUGAGUGAAGCACGACAACAAUACCAAGCAAGGAGUCAACAGAACUCAUCCCCAUGGAAAAGACCCAAAGAAACAGAAUCUAGCUUCUUCACUGACAUCAAUAGUAAAUCAAAAUCAAACACAGGUCAGAACAAAUAUGGAGAUAGCUGGGAUAACAGUGAUUGAUGCAGGGAUGCCUCAGGUUUUCUUUUUUUUUUUUUUUUUGAUGAUUUUUACUGUUUUAGUUGCUGAAUUAAAUCCAUUGUACAUAUCUGAUAUAAA